This is a messenger RNA of Chara braunii, 1489 nucleotides long. The record is from the annotation of a GenBank genome assembly. NCBI's taxonomy places the organism in Eukaryota, Viridiplantae, Streptophyta, Charophyceae, Charales, Characeae.
GCUCGACCGAUCGUCCGCCACGUGUCCUAUCUACGACUUCUCCCUUCCUCUCCAUCUCCAGCUGUGUCUGCUUCCUCCUUUGCUACAGAGGAGGACGCCGACUCUUUAUCGCUUUCAUCCCCUCUUGCAUCUCUCGCCCCUUCUCGUACCCCAUCCCCAUCGCCAUCGCAAUGAGUUUUCUCACUGAGCGGGCUCUCGGCGAUCACAUGUUGGCGCCACGUGACGACAUUUCGACAAUUCGGCAAGUUCAUCACCCGCGAUUCAGUCCGGAUCUUCUACGGCUCGCGCAAUUCUUCAGCACUACCGGGGUGUACGCGGCGGCGGAGUUCCGGUUCACGGGCCAUCGUCAAGCGAUCGUAUUGGCAGAGGCGACAGCAGUUCGACGGUUGUCAGCACCGGGAGUGAGCCACGGGUCUACCGUCGUCAUCUUUAGCGGUGAUAUUAGCGCGAUCAUCCCUCUGCGACACACGACCAUCUGGACGUCGCUAAGGGAGCGGGGCCAGCAACUGACAACGGAGUGGAAUCAGUGGCUUACGCGCCGUGGCGACAAUCUUGUCCCCACGGACGACAUCGACGUCGGAGGGCUCCGAACGUCUCGGCACGAGCCGACGGUGGUGCUUCCGGAGCUCCUGACGUGGACGAGGGACAUAGAGCACUGCGCCUGGACCGAAUACGCAGAGCUGUUGAUCAUCCAAGCUUGGAGGACGGAGGUGGAAGGAGACCUUCUCGGAUUUUUAUCCGGAUCGGUGCGGCCCGACCAUCGACAGCUGAUCGUACAGGAGCUCGCGAUUCCCCUCGCGCAGUUGGUCGACGAUCUCCCUCUCGAUAUUGUUUCGCAUUGCAACGAGAGCCCGGUCCCGCACGUCUUUUCACGAACUCUGACGCCCUACCUACAGUGGUCGGCUUGUCUCGAGGAACAGGGAGGUAACAACAACCCGCCAUCGCAACGAGAAUACGUGAACCCGCGGAGGAUAAUCGACCUCGACUUCUUUCAGCCUCGAACGGCCUCCGAAGACGAAGGGCUAACGCUAGAGGAAGAAGAAGAAGAGGAUCAGUUAGAGGAAGGCGACAAGGGGGGAGAAGAGGAAACCUCGGAAGAAGCAGGGAGUUACAGUGAAUACAGCGAGGAAGAGUCGGGUGAAGAAGAAAAAGAAGAAGAAGAAGAGGAUCAGUUGGAGGAAGAGGAGAAAUCUGAGUGGGAGACUUUGGGUGAAGAGGCGGAUCGCGCAGAGCCUCAAGAGGAGGAUCCCGAGGCGGCAUGAAGGAGAGAGGAGAUCGCAGUCGGGAAGCAGCUGCUGGAGCUCGCAAGUGGAGUGGAUCUGCCGAUCCCGAACGACCCAGCCAAGGGUCCAGAUCCGCCCAAGAACGACGAUGGGGACCUUGCUGCCGAGACUUCGAGCGCACCGGCCCGACGGCGACAAAGCCGAUCCCCCUCCCCCUCCACCUCCACCCAUCCACGAGUUCGAGCUCGUAUCGAUGUGGGGCAUCG